Messenger RNA from Argiope bruennichi, 4296 nucleotides. Its product is annotated as Golgi-associated plant pathogenesis-related protein 1-like. NCBI's taxonomy places the organism in Eukaryota, Metazoa, Arthropoda, Arachnida, Araneae, Araneidae. The transcript has 6 exons. The record is from RefSeq and is a predicted model, not a curated record. Gene Ontology annotation, cellular component: extracellular region. The coding region runs from base 156 to 860 and encodes 234 amino acids.
UGUUGCUCCGCGCUUACCCCACCGAAUUACGCCAAGAUCCCCUUCGCACCAAACGACUCAGUGCCACGCACCAUGAACUAUCGUCUGCAGCAGGGAUCGGGUGAUCCAGAGAUCUCCGCCGGAUACCGUCUGCAGAACGAAGUCGAAAAUGUUCCAUGAUGGACUGUCUCCUUCAGAAGCUCAAAGGACUCCGAGCAUCGAAAGUUGAGUCCCCGAAAUACCGGCGGCAGAGAACAACGGUGAGAGGAGACAAAACAUCGCUCGCCUCGACAUCCGACACAAGCUCCUACUAUUCGGCUUCGUCGAAUUUCAUCGACAGGGUUAUUCUUGGACGCCACAUUUAUAUCCAAGGAAAUGCCUACGAACUGCCUGAUUUUGCGACAUCCGAAUUCGUGGUGGACUGUUUACACUGGCAUAAUGUGUUCCGGGAAAAGCAUGAUGUCCCGCCACUCCAGCUCAAUAACCAGCUCUGUACUCAAGCUCAGUUCUGGGCGAACCACCUCGCCCACACCAACACUUUCAGCCACCGGAAUCUCCGCGACAUCGGCGAAAACCUCUUUUCGAAAUGGUCAUACAUUCCAGACUUCGACAUAACAGCACAACAAGUUACAAAAUACUGGUACGAAGAAAUAAAAACUUACAAUUUUUUUCAAGAUCCAAGCUUGCUUCACGUCAAAGCAGGUCACUUUACACAAAUGGUUUGGAGAAGCAGCACGGAAUUUGGCGUCGGAAAGGCAAGAUCGCGCUGCGGAAAAGUCAUUGUUGUCGCCAACUACAAGCCAAGCGGUAACGUCAUUGGCGAGUUCCAAGAUAAUGUUUUCCCACCGGUCAACGAUAUGGAUAUUUUAAACGAAAUUUGAUAUGUGAUAUCCCUUUUUUAAACAAAACAUAACAUAGAUAGGUAGUAUUCCGUUAGAGGGCGCCCCCAGUCAUUGCCAACUUUGAAUGGUGAAGCUGUUCCAUUAGCGCCAAUAUUCGUUGCUAAAAUUUAGAGCUGAGAGUCACCAUUUAGAUUUGGCGGGCUUGUACUAUGUAAACGGAAUUGUACUAUGUUAUUUAUUAACUAGAAACGACGUUAGUUUAGAGGCAGAAUGACUGGUGACGAUGCAUUGUCUUUGAUGAAGACUUUUCUUAAAAAUUAAAAAGAACAAAAAUUUAAAAGCGCAUAUGUUUAACAUAGAACAACACACAGUAUUUUGUUUCAACCUUACUUUACUCAGAGAGGAAGUUGAAUGAUGAAAUGCAUAGCCAUUGAAAAACGAAUCAAAAAUUUUGAUUGAAAAUUUUUGUGCGAUUCAAGUUUUAUCAAAUAUUUAAAAUGUAGUUAAAUUCCAUAAGAAUAUAAAAGUUUUUUGCAUUCUCUAAAUCCUCACGCAUGUAAAUAAUUUAUUAUAUAUAAAUUUCAUAUAAAUGAUGAAUGCAGUCAUUCACUGCACGAAAAUAAGACCUUGAACUUUUCUCUAUAUAAUUACGAAAGAAAUGUUCAAUUUAUUUAUAAGAGACAUGCUUACCAAUUGUAAAUUUAAAUAGUAAUAUUUCAUCUUUUUGAUCAUAAUCAAAUCGGCAAACAUUCGGAAUAUUUUGUGCAUUUAUGCUUGUAGCAAUUUUGAACCUCUACCUUCAUUACUUUCAUAAUCACUAAUUCGAAAACUUUUUUGUUGUAUAUUUCAAAAGAUACAUGUUUCAUAUUAAGCACAAUUCGGAACCGAAAACUAGGUUUUUAAAUAAUUUCUGCUUGAAUUAAAUGUAUGAAACCUUUUUUAUUCAGAAAUCGCUUGAAUGAGAAAGUAACAAGCAAAUCAAUAAUCGUUUUGAACAAAUCGAAUCUUUAUUCGAAAUUUCUUCGUAACAAAAUAUAUUCAGAAAUAUAUACCGGAUUGUUUAAAAUAGUGUUGGAAACCGAGAGAAGAAAUGUCUGUUCAUAAUUUGAAAAAAAUUUUACAUUUUUCAUUACAAGCGAAAUUUUUGUGAAAGUUAAGGUUAUGAUAGAUAAUUAGAGAAUCAGUCGAUAUAUAUUAUUUAAUUUUCAUUUCAAUGUUUUAUAAAUAUGAUAAUUAAUCAUAAAAUGUGCAAGAAUGCCUUCGAAAGAAUAAAUAAAAAAAAAAAAACUCACUGUCAAGGAAAUAUCUUACCGCACGAGGACUCUGCAUUUUGAAUAGCUAUUUUAAUUAUAACAGCUAUUUCAUAUGGCUUUUGACUUGAUAUCACAACAAAGAGUUAAACAGCGUGUAAAUUAAAUAGGAUGCGAUAGGAUACAUUUAGUUAGAUCGUCCAUUGAUCAAAUUGCAUAUUAAAUAUUUUGCAGUUUGGUAUUUUAGUAAAAUGGACUAUUUAGUUGCACUGCAUUUUUAACAUAAUAUAGUUAAAAAAAGAUUAAUCUAAAAUAAUCAUUAACUUUGUGCAAAUAUUUUUAUUUAUUGUGAUCCCAGAUUGCUCGGUAUCUAUGUUUGUACAUAGUAAACAUUAUUCAAACGAGCAUUUUGAGUUUGUAAUUAUUCUAAGUGCAAAGUGAACAUAAUGGAACUUCAUCAAACAUCAUUGGACAAGUUUUUAAAAGUGUUAAUUAUAUUUUAUAAUCCAUGAAAUUUGUGUAUUUUACAGACUUAUUUAUUUUGUAACUGGAAAAGUUUUUUUAAUUACCUGAAUGGCAACUCCCUCGCAGCCGAUGGCCUUUGUUCAGUUGCCUAGGUGUCUAGUCAGAAAUCCGUAAAUGGAAAGGAAAAAAUAUUUUCCCUGACAAAAUACUAUAAUAAAUACCUAGACCAAAUAUUCUUUAUCCAUUAUUUUUAAGAGUAAUAAAAAUUUGCAUGCUGUUAUGCUUGUUAAUUCAUCGAUUUCCACACUUAUGAAGCUGGCCUAAAACAGUCUCACCGAUAGCGUGCGGAACAGCAAGCAAUCCAUUUGAAAUAUUUUUCAGUAUAUAUUUAAAAUGCGGGCAAAAAUAAGCCGAUUUUUUUUUCUGAAAUAAUUUUGUUUUUCAUUUCCUAAUAGCAGGCAACUCUAAAUCAUUCCUUUCGUGGUUUUGUUUCUUACCGGAUUUCUGGUUUCGUUACCGGGUUUCUUAGGAAGAAAAAAUUCCUUUUCUCCAAUUCUUUGGCUGUCGUGUACUAUAUCAUAUACUCAAGAAACAAAAAGUAAUUCAUGUGUAAAAUUCCCAUAGUCUAAUAAUAAAAAUGUCAGUUAAAUAUUUUUAAAUUUCUUUACGUUUCUUUUUAGCUUCACUAUUUGGUAUAUAAGAUUAUCAAUAUCUAACAAGUAACUUAACUUUUGUGCCUGAGUAUAGUUCCCUUGUGAGCGUGACAAAAAUUGUAAGACCUCUUUUUGGAUAAGGCAUGUAGUUUCAAGCAGCUGAAUUUUGGGCAAUUAAUUUCUUAAAACCUAUUUUGGUAAUCACUGACAAUUCUAGAUGACAGUUUACAGAAGGCCACAAACGAACACAUAACCGAUGGCUGACAUCUUGUGUACCUUUCCACGUCUUAUAGAACAGUUAUAAAAAGGAAUCGCAGGACGUCAAUACCCUUUGCUUGAACACUAUGUUACUUUAUAUAUAUGUCAAUUACUGAUAGUUAAAUAUAAGUUAUUCAAUUAGGUAUAAAAACACAGUAAUAUCUUUCUUUGAACUGUCAGCUUCAGUCACCCAUCUAUCGCAACGCAUUACACCAUAUUGUGCAAAAUUGUUCUGCAUUUUGAAAUUUUAUUCUGUAUACUGUAAAUCUCAUGCGAUAUAUCGAAUAAGAUAUUUGUAUCCUACAGAAGCAUAAACUAAAAGAUAUUCUUUCAAUAACCAUUGCAUAGAUAAUUUAUGAGCAAGACUGACGAGCGAGUUAGAUAUUUUUAAAAGGCGAUAAAAAAAAGCUUCAUUAUUAUUUAUUUUUGUAUAUUAAUUUAAAAGUUAUAAAAACAUGAAAAUACAUAAAAAGGCUUGGCUUAUAAUUUUUAGAGAUUUUUUUUGUAAUUAAAAUAAUUCCAUAAUACUGUUGCUAAAGCAAAUUGAAAAAUCUGAAUAUUUUUAUAUAUUUAGAGUUCUUACAUAUGAAUUCGAGGCUCAUCGUAAUGAUUUACAGUAAAGAAUUUGAAUGCAUUUUAUAAAAUACUUGUGUAACUUAUCAGAAUUAUCAAAGUAUUAUACUUAAUGAUACCGAGAGUGUAUAAAAGAACAAAUUUUAAUAUUUUUCUAUUUCUAUUCAAUUAAAUAUUAGUCUAAUUUACUGAAUGCGCUUUAAUAAUACAAAAAUUUCGCUUUUUGUAGUAAAAUAUUUGACAUUCUUUCUUUUACGCGUUUUGUAACUCUGAACG